Symbiodinium natans is the source of this 3915-nucleotide messenger RNA. The record is from the annotation of a GenBank genome assembly. Lineage: Eukaryota; Dinophyceae; Suessiales; Symbiodiniaceae.
AUGAGCUUCUACACUUCAAGCAGCUCCAGCAGUGUCAGCGACGAGUCAGGAGAGGGCUCUGACACAGAGAUGCGAGACAGCGAGAACGAGUUUGAUGAAGUCAGACCCUUUCCCUGCAGCCAUCCUACAUGCCGAUCCUUUCAUAGUUUGGAGAGCGGGUAUUGUGAGAGGCAUCGCUGUUUUGGUUUGUGCAGAAGGAUCUGCUCAUCGCUGAACUCUCAACGCCAGUAUUUUGAGCUUGUUGUGCUCAUGCUCACCCAAGCCAUAGCAGAAGCCGAGAGUCGUUAUAUGUUGUUUCUCAUUGUGUUCAGCCUCUUGCCCGUCGCAUGCUACAGCUUGUCGCAGUUGAUGCGGGCUGACGCGAUGGCCAUGUUCCUGUCCUUGGUUUUGAUCGCUGUCUCGAGCAUAUGGUAUACGACGGCUCGGCUCAAUGGAAUGCAAGAGCUUUCAAGACAGUUGGAGGUGCUGACUGAGUCCAUAUAUGCCAGGCACUUGGUGAGCCACUUGUCCAUUCUGUUUGGUGACCAAGGUAAAGAGCACCUCACCCAGUCCCGCAUGAAGAGCUUGCAACAGCACUACUUGGAAGCCAGAAGACAUUCUGAGACGUUUCGUGAAAGGGUAUGCCUGCCUUUGGAAGAGUUCCUGGACAGCCAGAUGAUGGCCAGAUCAUGUGACAACUUGCGACCGAAACUGAAGCCAGUGCCGCUUGCGCAUGAAGCUGUGGAAAGAAACGGCGGCCCGAGUCGCGUCUUUGACAUUUUGUACUGCGAUGUAACGCUUCAUGACCUGACUGACGUCGCCCGUGCCUGGCAAUUUCUCAAGACAAGGUUGGAGAGCGACGAAUCCAACGUUGAGAUCAUGUCCAUGCGGGACUCCUUUGCUCUUGCCCAGGCUGGCCACAGGUGUGCAGAGAUUGUGGUCAGGAUCCACAGCUAUUUGGCUACGAUCCGGUUUUUUGCUGGCUGCCUCAAUGAGCUUGAAGCAGAACUGGACGACGUGCAUCGCAGGGCAAGACAGUUGGGGCUUGUAGCCAGUAAGGAAGCAUGCCGGCGCCAGCCCGCUUCCAGAACGCGUCCUUGGUUUCUGGACGUCUCCCUCUGCCUUCUUCGUACGAUCUCUCUGCUGGCUGCGGUAUACCUUGCGGGACAAUACUUCGCUCGCUACAGUCCGAAGGUUUUCCAGUCCCGAGUACGCCGUUCACCGGUAUGGGAGUAUGUGUUUGCCUUGAAGAAAGAUGCUGAUCCUUCGGCUCAUCCUGAGACCUGGGCGCCGUGCUUGUUCUUCACCUUGCCCUACCUCGUACUGACCUUCGUCCUUGUGUGCGACUUGCAGCGAUGCCGAGCGAGCGCAAGUACACGUAGCCCGACGCCCAUACAGCUGCUUUAUGAGAGCGACUUCGGGAUUCAGGGAAGAUUUUACAGCUUCAAAGUGGCUGUCUCACAGUUUUUUACUGUGAUGCUACAAGCUUUAGGCAAGCUUCCAGUCAUUGGUGGCUUCGCGUCCUUCGCGCUUCAAGAAGACUCAAACAUAUCAGAGUCCUUCACGUUGUCGUUCUGGAUCUUAGUUGCCAUUCUGAGCAUCAACAGCCUUUAUCCAAGCAUCCUAUUCUUGUUCCCCUCCGACAAACGGGCACGUCUGGGAGCGGGGAUCUUGGAUGCCAUUCUUGAUAUUGCUUACACCCUCCCAUACUUGGUAGUGACGCUGCUGGCCUCCUAUCUGCUGGUUAUGAAGCGAACAGUUCCAGGGAACUUCGGUGGAAACGAUCAACUUAAACUUCAAGAGAUGGCGGACCCGCUGAUCGCCUUUCCUAGGGACUUCUUCGGCUACUUCGCCGUCUACUAUUCCGUGGCCCAUGUGUGCACGGUUUGCCGGGCCCUCGAACGAAACGUUCCUCAAGCAUGGCUGAUUCGAGAGACAGGUUCUUCUUUGCCGACGCUCUGCCCAAAAAGCGCAGCUUCUGGUGGGAAAUGCGAGGCCCUUUGCAAGGUGCUGUAUUCGCCAAGCCUGCUGCUCGUCGUCGCCUACUUGGUGCUGUCGAGCACGUCAUACCCCAACCACCGGCGUGUCGAGGGCUGCUUUCCUUGUCACUGUGAGGAGGUCGGCGGUGCCAAGCAGCUUUCACACUGCCAGCUGGCCGGCGCUCUUCUUGUCAAGGAUGUGUUCCUCAAUGACCAGAACAUCAGCCGUAUUGCGCCGCAUGCUUUCAGGUCUUUGCCUGGACUGCAGCGUCUCUCCCUCUCCGGAAAUCCGCUGCGCGUCCUGCCCAACAAGCUCUUUGCUCCCCUGAAGGACUUAGAGCUUUUGGAUGUAAGUCGCGCGGACUUGCGUCACGUGUCGGCGAAAGCGUUUGCAGGCCUUUCGGCCCUGCGGGUCCUGGCGCUAAGCGGCAAUCAACUGAAGCAUCUGCCAGAACGCCUGCUGUAUCCUAUGCCGGCUUUGGAGAAGUUGUUGCUGGGAGAGAAAAGACAUGUUCAUCUAGAGGGACUCGGUGACAUUUUCCCGCAGAUCGUUGCUGGGAAUCAGCUGCUUUCGCUGCCAAGUGGCGUCUUCAAUCGGAGCCUCCGACUGAAAGUUCUAGACCUCGACCACAACCGUCUUGUGACACUUCCUGCAGGCCUGUUUUCGAUGAACCCAAUGCUGGAGACGGUGGACUUGCGAGGCAACAGCCUCAGAGACCUUCCCGUGGACAUCUUCAAGGGUCUCUCGAGGCUGCAGAAACUCGACCUGACAAGAAACAAGCUGAGCGCCCUACCGCUUGGGCUCUUCUCCAGCCUCGGCCACUUGAAGAGCCUUGACCUGAGAGUCAACCAUGUCAGCGAACUGGCUGUAGGAGUCUUCGCCGGUCUCGAGAGGUUGAAGAGCCUUCGCUUGGCACGGAAUCCACUUCGAACCAUUCCUGUUGGUGCUUUUGCCGGGCUGCCCAGCUUGGAGAAGCUCGACGUCAUGCACGGCUCGCAAGCUGCGCUGGCAGCGGGACUUUUUGCCGGCCUCCCGAACUUGAAGACGCUGUUCCUCAAGAACAACUCGAUCAGCGAGCUGCGGGCGGGAGUCUUCACAGGCUUGGGGCAGCUGGUGUCGCUGUAUCUUAGCCACAACCCGCUCGGCAAGCUGCCGCCCGGAGUCUUUGAUGGCCUGGGGAGCUUGAAGUACCUCUUCCUGUCGAACACUUCCCUCACUGAACUUCGUGCCUCAGGCCUUGGGGGCCUCAGCAACUUGAAGCAGCUCGAUCUCGGCGCGAACUUGCUCACCGCAGUGCCUGGGGAGGUUCUCUGGGGCCAUGAAGGCUUGACACUGCUGGAGCUUGGUAAGAACAUGAUCAGCGAGCUGCCCGCAGGAGCUUUCACCGGCAUGCGCGGGCUGGUAAGGCUGGGUCUGAGCCACAACCCACUCAGGAGGCUCCCGGUCGGCGCCUUUGCUGGUCUGAGGAGGCUAAGAACACUCCAUCUCUCGAAGACCUCGCUCACGGAACUUCGUGCCCCAGACUUUGUGGGUCUGGGAAGUUUGCAGACACUCGUGCUGGGAGGGAAUGCGCUCACUGAAGUGCCGGUGGGAGUUCUCACAAGCCUGCCCGGCUUGAAGAUGUUAGACCUGGCUUACAACCGGAUCCGCGAACUGCCUGUGGGAGGUUUCGCCACCCUCACCAACUUGACUUUCCUGAACCUCAUGCAUAACUCCAUCCAUCGGUUGCCUGUAGGAGUUUUCGCAGGCUUGGGGCAUUUGCAGAAGCUCUUUUUGCAACAGAAUCCGCUUCGGCAGCUUCCCGAUGAAGUUUUUGCCGACCUCCAUAGCUUCGACACGCUGGCGCUGUAUGGGAUCUGCGCAGCUUUACCGGCUGUUUGCUUCCAGUCCACAGUCCACUGCUGCAGCGAAACCCUUUUUCCUAAACCACCUCAUCCUCGCCGCGUGCCGUCGUAG